AUGGUAGACACGGUCGAACAAACGUUCAUACUAAGUGGUAACAGAGAAAUCCCUUUCACUUACUUAGCUAGUUUGUCAGCUAAGUGGGCUGCAAUGAAGGACAAAGCUCCCAGUGUUCAGGGAAAAAUCAAGUGCUUUUUGACUGGCGUGAAGGGAUUCCAAUAUAAGCAAAGGACUAAAUUUGAGCUGCGGGUUUAUAUAGAUGAUGGUAGCCUCAUUUCGGAGAUGCUCAUCGAUCACCAUGUUGUACUGAAAGGAAUAGGACAUUCACCUGAGGAGGUCACUGCUGCUCUCGCUUCUUCAGACAAGAAGAAAGUUAGUGACAUGAAAGAGACUUUGAAACAAUUUCAAAGUUUCUUGGUGAAUUUUGAGGGUACGAUGCUUGUACAGCUGAAUGAAGCCUCUUCUGUUCCAAUUGCCAUUGAUAUGAACCAAGGUUGCCCUGCACCUGAUGCCUGGUUGCUUCUGAGAAGACUAAAGUCCUCCAAUUUUGCUCAACCACAGCAGCAUCCCAUCAUGGAUCCCAUUGAAUUAUCCCCAUGA
Molecule: messenger RNA, 543 nt
Organism: Ilex paraguariensis (yerba mate)
Lineage: Eukaryota; Viridiplantae; Streptophyta; Magnoliopsida; Aquifoliales; Aquifoliaceae
Source: the annotation of a GenBank genome assembly